CAGCAGACAACGGUAGAAUGCUGGUCCUGUCAAACCUGCGAAAACCAACACAACAUUGAUAUGCUAUGUCUCAUCCUAGACGCUAGAGGGUGCGAAGCAUCCAAGCUCGAAUAAACAUUUCAAAGGCGUCGGUAGAAGAAGAAAAACAAAACAAACGACAAACACUUAGAAAGAGUGCGUUUGUUGAGUGGUUAAUUCUGAGAUAUUUCGGAAGGAAAACUGUUUGUCUUUGUAUACAGAUCAUUUGUCCAUUCUGUCAUUGGGGACGUUGCAGUCUUUCUUUUUCUCAAGUCAGUAUUUAAGUAUUAUUGUCUACGACGACAUGCAGCAGUGUUCGACCUCGCGCCUGAAGCGAAUGCACCCGUCAAACCACACCGAUUCCGCGAGGCUUGAAGGAGUCGGAACUAAAAAGAUGAGUGAGCUCGGUCAACAUAUGGACACACGCAGACAAGCCUGCAUUGACCUGGAGAAAGCCACUAGGUGCAUCACACAAGCAUUACAGCAUGAAAUAGGUCGGAACCAGGAUCUCUGCGUUUUGAUCCAUCGUCUGGAAGAGAAGGAGGCGGAGAUUAGCGGUAGCCUGACAGAGCAGGUGGAGUCAAACAAGGAGCUGAAGCUGAAAGUUGUUGAACUACAGAAAGACCUGGAGGAGAAACACAAGUCAAUGACACAGGCCAACCAGACUGUGGUUUUGCUGAAGAAGGAACUAAGGGAGCUGCGUCAACAGCGGCAAAGCCAACAAAGUAAUAGGACAGUCCAGGAUGUGAAUGAGUGGUUACAGGGUGAAGAGAGCCAGAUCAGGCAAAUCAGGAUUCCCAGCUCUCCUCUCCAGUUAGACGAGCUGACAGCAGCUGAGGAGCCACUGGUCUGUUCAGAACAGCUGAUGUCCUCUGACAGUCAGAUUCCGCUAGUAUCGCCUGACGGUCAGAUUCCGCCGGUCUCGGGGAUUAAAGAAGAAAAUGCUGAUAAUGGAUAUGAGGAGUGCAGUCAGUACGAGAGAACUGAACCCAGAACAGAACGGACACAGACCACCUAUUCAGCUGCAGAUAUUAAAAGCGAACAGAUCCAGACUUCACUGGUCUCGUCUGACGGUCAGAUGCUGCUGGAAGCUGCGGUCUCUGAUGACGAAGAGUAUGGUCAUUCAGUAAAAAGAAGAAGAAACGGGAGCUCCGCAACAGACCAGACCAUGAAUCCAUCGACAGAAAUUAAAGCAGAGCAGGGACAAGAGGAGGGGUUGAACAUGGCUCCAAUCCUCAGCUCUGAAAUGGACCAGUUCCCUACAGACCCGAUGUCUCAGGCCCAUUUAUGGAAAGUGUCAGUGGUGCUGCAGGACUGCUGUCGACCACUAGGGGGCCAAGGGAAGGAUGAGGAGAACAACAGAGAUAAAGAACAGCCUGGUGCCGGGAAAGGAGCAUCUUCCUCGUCCUCCAUCUUACAGAUUGCAGAUACAGAGAAACCAUACUGUUGCUCUCAGUGUGGCAGGAGUUACCGACAAAAGAAGAAUCUCAAACAGCACCAGCGUACUCACACAGGAGAGAGACCAUACCAAUGCGCUCAGUGUGGCAUAGCUUUCACUCACAAGGGCUCUUUGAAACAACAUCAGCGCAUUCACACAGGAGAGAGGCCAUACCAGUGCUCUGAAUGUGGGAAGAGUUUCACUAAUUCGGGAUCUUUGAAACGACACGAAAAAACGCACACUGGAGAGAAGCCAUACUCCUGUUCCUACUGUAGCAAGAGUUUCACUUACAAUCAUAAUCUCAAAACUCAUCAGCGCAUUCACACAGGAGGAAGGUCAUUCGACUGCGCUGAGUGUGGCCAGAGUUUCUCUGAAUGGGAACACCUCAAACAACACAAGCGCUCUCAACAUACAGGCAAAGGCCUGUGCCACUGCACUCAGUGUGGCAAGAGUUUCAUUUCCAACCAGAAUCUCAUACGACACCAGCGCAUCCACACAGGAGAGAGACCAUACCAAUGCACGCAGUGUGAAAAGACUUUCACUGACGGGGGAACUCUUAAACGACACCAGCGCAUUCAUACAGGAGAGAGGCCAUAUCGAUGCACUCAAUGUGGGAAGAGUUUUCAUCAAGGGAUAAAUCUGAAAGUACAUCAGCGAACGCAUACAAAAGAGAGACCGUACCGCUGCACUUACUGCGGCCACAGUUUCACUCGAGAGGACCAGCUCCAGAGACACCAGCUAAAGUUCCACAACGCCGAUCUGGAGAGGGUGUGAAGUGGAACAUGAUCGGCUGGGAGAUCACAGGUUGUUUUGUGAUUAAUGAAAUGUUUUGAAGUUUUAACUAAAGAGUCACAGAAACAAUUAAAGACUGAGAAAAAAAAUGGCCACAUUAAAGUAAAUAGAUAACAGGAAAGACACGAGCAACAUAAAGAAAAUAGAACAAACAUAGAACACAGCUGCUUCACUUGGCCAGGUGGGGCAGAGCCCUGUCAAAGAUUCCUCCACUAGAAAAAAUAGAUCCAUAAAACAAAUCUUAAAUACAAUGUUGUUUGUUAAUAUAGUCACUGAGACAACUACGGAAUAUUUUUUAUAUUCUAAUAAUUUGCACAAUAUAUAUAUUGUAUAUGAUAAUUUGCUGUACUUCAUCCAAUGGCCGAGCUAGCGCCAUUCAGGCUGUCUACUAGCACUCUUCGGGCUGUCAACUAGCGGCAUGGAAGCGGUCUUCUAGUGGCAUUCGGGCUGUCUACUAGUGGCAUGAAAGCGGUCUACUAGCUUGUUAGAUAGCUAAUUACCCCAUUUCUCAACCUCAGAGCUUUAAGCGUAACUCUCGCCAAAAUGCAACCUAGGGUAUUUUUGUGAAUGUACUCACAAAAUAUCAAAAUCAAAGUCAAAGUCAAAAUUUUGUUUAAAAGCAUAAUUAUGUCGGAAGCGCUACUUUUAAGCUUGACCGUAUUGUCGUGUUCAGGUCAAAUGAGAGUGAAUGAGAGUGGUAGGGGAACUACUAUGUUUGAUGCAUGAUCGUGUGAAAAACGUUAUUUUUCAAACACUAAGAAGGCUCGACACACCAUGAAACUUUGAUCAAAGUAUCACCAGGGUCUCUAUACACAAACUCGAGCAUUGAGAACAUUGUUUGUGUACACAGAGUUCACUAAAAAGAAAGGCUUUGGACAACUCACAUUUCUGUGAAGAAUGUUUUGAAUGUAGAAAGCCUCUGGCACAGUCCAAUGCAUAUGUUGCGUUAGCAUUGUCGACUCGACUGGAGAGCCUAACCGGUCCUGACUGCAAGCGACGCGAACAGCGCAAUUCAACGCAACGUUUUGAGAACUUUUGUCAGACGCCCCGUGUCUAUUUCCUUUCUGUCGCUGGUGUUGCUCUGUUAUUUUAAAUGAGAAAUAUUACGCAAUAGAAGGGCAUAUUUAACAGAUUCAGUGUAGACAACGAAUUCAGUGUAGACAGAUAACACCGAAUGCUACAAGAUAGUUGCUUGCUCGGAUCCGGUUAGGACACGUUGUAACACUACAGUAGGUCAUAAAGCAGCUGUCCACGCUCUCAGUCACGUUAGCAUCGUUAGCAUCAUGGACUCGACUGGAGAGCCUAACACUAGCAAAGACUUUCUAAUGUGGAGACACAGACUCAAAAAAUCCUUCAUAGAAAUGAAUGGGGCUAGUUUGUAACG
Molecule: messenger RNA, 3632 nt
Organism: Alosa sapidissima (American shad)
Lineage: Eukaryota; Metazoa; Chordata; Actinopteri; Clupeiformes; Clupeidae
Product: zinc finger protein 436-like
Exons: 11
Coding region: 323-2230 (635 amino acids)
Biological process (GO): regulation of transcription by RNA polymerase II; mitotic spindle assembly checkpoint signaling
Cellular component (GO): nucleus
Molecular function (GO): DNA-binding transcription factor activity, RNA polymerase II-specific; RNA polymerase II cis-regulatory region sequence-specific DNA binding
Source: RefSeq, a predicted model, not a curated record